Messenger RNA from Colletotrichum tamarilloi, 246 nucleotides. RefSeq lists its product as uncharacterized. The transcript has a single exon. Bases 1 to 246 code for a protein of 81 amino acids. The record is from RefSeq and is a predicted model, not a curated record. Lineage: Eukaryota; Fungi; Ascomycota; Sordariomycetes; Glomerellales; Glomerellaceae.
AUGUUGGAUACGACCACACGACAACACCAGAACCGGGGAGGGUGGCACCCAACAUCCAGCCCACCUCACCUUACGCAACCACGCACCUACGGCAAGGUCCACGUCCCGCCUGCGCCGCCCUACGGUCGAUCAGCAACAUAUCAGUGGUCCACGGCCGAAGCCAUCUCGGAGACUCUGAGACCUUGGGGGUCGCUCUCGCCCAUCUCCACUGCCCCCGGUAGUCUGCGUCUGUCAACUGCCCGCUAG